Messenger RNA from Gilbertella persicaria, 2383 nucleotides. Its product is annotated as kinase-like domain-containing protein. NCBI's taxonomy places the organism in Eukaryota, Fungi, Mucoromycota, Mucoromycetes, Mucorales, Choanephoraceae. The record is from RefSeq and is a predicted model, not a curated record. Gene Ontology annotation, molecular function: protein serine/threonine kinase activity; ATP binding. Gene Ontology annotation, cellular component: cytoplasm. Gene Ontology annotation, biological process: intracellular signal transduction; protein phosphorylation. Bases 199 to 2271 code for a protein of 690 amino acids. The transcript is spliced from 11 exons.
CUCCCCCUCUUCCCCUUUAUUUUUUAUUUUUAGUCAUCUUGCAUUCUAAUGAAGAGUGGCGCUUUAUAUGGGCAUAUAGACUGUAUGUAUGUACAUACAAAAAAAGCCACUCUCAUGUAUUAUAUAAAUAAUAAUUUCCCUUAUUUCUUCUUUCCUUCUCUCUCUUCUUUUCUUUAAUUUUUUUUUUUAAACAACACAAUGGCUUUCAUCAAUUAUUUAGCACGCCAUACAAAUCAACAAGAAAAUAGCAGUAAACAUGUAAAUAAACGAUCACAAACACUACCCAUCGUAUCCAAAAAGAAGAAAGAAAUUGGUGAUUAUAUCUUGUGUAAAACCAUUGGCCGUGGUGCUUCGGGUCGUGUUAAACUCGGUAUUCAUAAACAAACGGGUGAAAAAGUUGCAAUCAAAAUGAUCUCUAGAAGUCAAUUAACAGUCUCCAGUACAACAGCAAGAUCAGUUCAAAGAGAAUUGGCUGUUCUUCAAUUACUACAUCACCCACACCUUGUCGAUCUCUGUCAAGUACUUCAAGAUAGCUCUUAUGUUUAUUUUGUGAUGGAAUAUCUAGAAGGAGGCGAGUUAUUUCACAUGCUGGCCACGCAAGGCCGUCUACCAGAGUCUGAGGCUCGUCGAUUAUUUGCUCAAUUGAUUUCAGCAUUGCAUUGGUGUCAUGCACAUCAUAUCAGUCAUCGUGACUUGAAGCCAGAGAAUAUCUUGUUGGACAAGAGCAAGAAUCUAAAGAUUGUAGAUUUUGGUAUGGCUGUUAUGCAGCCACCCAAUACGUUACUCAGAACAAGUUGCGGUUCCCCGCAUUAUGCGAGUCCAGAGAUUGUGAGAGGGAAAAGAUACGACGGUACAGCAACAGAUGUAUGGUCCUGUGGAGCUAUCAUGUAUGCUAUGGUGACUGGUCAUUUGCCCUUUGACGAUGAACAUAUGGGAAGAUUGUUGGCAAAAAUCAAAACAGGUCGAUACAGAAGUUUGCCCGAUUAUCUUUCAGCAGAUGCAAGAGACCUGAUAAAGCGUAUGCUUGUUGUUGAUCCAACAAAAAGAAUGACGAUGGCUGAAAUACUUGACCAUCCUUGGUUGACAAACAAAUCCUUUUUAGGAACAGAAUUGAGAUUCUUACACCAACCUUAUUCUCGUCAUGAUCCUCUUCAAGACCCUGAAUUAUUAGACGGCAGAAUAUGGGAAACACUCAAGGUGCUUUGGCGAGAAAAGACAGAAGAAGAAUUAUUGAAUUCUUUGUCUACAUAUGGAUGCAAUGUGCAGAAAUUGACAUGCAAACUAUUACAAGAAAGAUCUAAAAGAUUAAAACAACAACAAACACCAGAGAACCAUAGUUCUUUCAGUCUACCUCUCCGUAGAUCAUCUGUUGUUGCAGAUGAUGUUCUUAUGACUCCUCCUCUUCGUUCUUUAAGACAUGGUAAUGAAGAUUUGGACUCUUACAUUUUGUCUUCAACACCUUAUGAAUCUUCUGUCGAUACCAUGUCAUGCUGCAGAACACUCGAUAUGCCACUUACACCUAAAAGCACUACUACGUUCCAACAACUGUCCUCUUCGUCUUCUUCAACCGUCAUGGUGCCUGAUAAAAAGAAAAACAAUGAUUCUUAUUCCAUUUUAAGUCCUAUCAUGCAUCAACGCCCUAUGAGCUCAUUCUCUUCUUCUUCGCCUCGUCAUUGGGUCCCGGACGAUGGUGUAUUGGCCCAGACCGAAGAAACGCGAGGUUCUAAAUCUGCAGCUGAUGUAUUUAUCAUGACAAAAAAUAUAGAAACAACCUUUGCAAUGCAUGACGAAAAAACAACAAGGAGUACAUGGUGGCUAUGUUCAAAAGAUGAUUCACAACAACAACAACAACAACAACAGGAAACCUGGUGGACAAAAACCUGUGGUUAUUUUAAAAGAAAAAUCCCUGAAAAGACGAUUGCUAUUGAAUGCUUUGCUAAACAUGAAUAUGAAACAGCUGGCAAAUUACAUCAAGUGCUCGAAGAAUGCUUUCAUGGCAAGCUUACAGGAAGAAUGUAUCCUCAUGGAAAAGUUGUUUGGAGUGGUCUUAUGAAUAUUGAUUCUUCGCCACUCACAUUUGUUUGCCAUAUGACCAAGAUUCAUCAAACAGAGAAACCCAGGAUUCGAGUUCAUUUUAUUCUUGGACAAGGUGAUUUGUACAGAUUAGAAUCAAGCAUUCAAAGUCUAUUAGAUUGUCUCAAAACAUAUGAAAAAGAAUCUGACUGGGUCACGAAAACAAAUGGUUGGAUUCAACCUGAAAUCAUAUUGUAAAAUAAUUUAUAGCAUACCCUCUGUUUUCUGGAAAAAAAUUACAUUUAUAUUUCCCUUAUACCAACAUUUAAUAAGCAUAAUAAAAACAUAUCUAUUCCCCUUUUUGAGCCAC